Zea mays is the source of this 5887-nucleotide messenger RNA. RefSeq names its product putative disease resistance RPP13-like protein 3. The coding region runs from base 200 to 3151 and encodes 983 amino acids. The transcript has 2 exons. The record is from RefSeq and is a predicted model, not a curated record. Gene Ontology annotation, molecular function: ADP binding. NCBI's taxonomy places the organism in Eukaryota, Viridiplantae, Streptophyta, Magnoliopsida, Poales, Poaceae. Gene Ontology annotation, biological process: defense response to other organism.
ACUCAGUGGUAAUAUAACACACUCCCAGUGUCGGCUCUCGAGCAGGUCGCCCAGCUUCCACGGCCGCCGCCCUCCCCCCGUCCCUUGCCACAUCCCGGUUCGCUGACGCCGUCCUCCGCCCAGCACUCCAGCAGCUAGCUAAUAAUUCAUCUCGAGAUCAAGGCUGCUACUGUAGGGCUAGCUCCGCGGCUUCGUCGCCAUGGAUCUUGUGGCCGGCGCCGUGGGCAGCAUCAUCCGCAAGCUCGGCGAGCUGCUCCAGGCAGAGUACAAGCUACAGGCGGGCCUGCUAGAGCAAAUCGAAUCUCUGAAAAAUGAGCUCGAGAGCGCGCACGCGGCUCUCCGCACCGUGUCGGAGGUGCCGCCGGAGCAGCUUGAUCCACAGGUUCGGCUCUGGGCUCGUGAGGUCAGGGAAGCGUCGUACGACAUGGAGGACAUCCUCGACACCUUCCUCGUCGACGGCGCCCCGGCUGAUGGCCUGGGCAAAGGUCGUCGUCUCCUGAAGAAGAUGGAGAAGCUGUUCAGAAAGAGCAAGGAGCGCCACGCCAUUGCUGGCGCCAUUCAGAAGAUGAAGGGACGGCUCCAGGAAGUGGCUGACCGCCGCGACAGGUACGCCGUUCCGGUGGCAGCGCCAGCGCCGGUGAGGACGCUGGAUCCUCGCCUCGUGUACAUGCACAGGGAAGCGGCACAGCUCGUCGGCAUCGACAAGACCAAGGCUGAGCUCAUGGCCAUGCUUCUGCCGCUGUCGUCAUCCCGCUGCCCUGAGGACGACGUCGAUGUCUCUGCCAGCGACGGUGACAAGAUGAAGAUAGUUUCUGUGGUCGGAGCUGGUGGCCUUGGAAAGACCACUCUAGCCAAGGCCGUCUACGAUGAGCUCAAACCGCGAUAUGAUCAUGGAGCAUUUGUUUCGGUUGGCCGAAAACCUGACCUGGUGCAAGUCUUUACCAGCAUCUUCUUCCAUCUCGACGAACAAAAAUACAAUGCCAUUCGUGAAGUGAAGGACCUACAGCUGUUGGCUGGCGAACUACGAAGAUUUCUACAAGACAAGAGGUACUUGAUCGUUAUCGACGACGUUUGGGAUACAAAAUCUUGGGAUACAAUAAAAUUAGCUUUUGAUCAAAAGAAUAAGCAGAGCAGAGUAAUCACAACCACUCGCAACCGACAAGUAGCUUCCAGUGAGGAGGUUUACGAGCUACAUCCGCUCUCUCAUGACAGCUCAAAGAAGCUAUUUUAUAUGAGGCUGUUUUGGGGUGAGGACAAAUGCCCGGCUAAUCAUCCUGAAGAGGCAUCUCAAAGGAUUUUGGACAAAUGUGGUGGUGUACCAUUAGCUAUCAUCACAAUGGCAAGCUUGCUAGUGGGUAAAUCGAGAGAAUAUUGGUUGGAGGUGUGCAACUCACCUGGUUUCUAUCGCGGUAAAGAUACCAACGAACAAGUAGACGACACCGUGUGGAUACUGUCUCUGAGCUAUUAUGACCUACCUUCGUAUCUAAAAACUUGCUUAUUGUACCUAAGUGUGUAUCCAGAAGAUUAUGAGAUCGAGAAGCAUAGAUUGAUAUGGAAGUGGGUAGCUGAAGGUUUCAUCGAGAAGAAUGCAGGAAGCAGCAGCUUGUUUGAGCAGGGAGAGGAAUACUUCCAUGAGCUCAUAAAUAGAAGCAUGAUCGAGGCGAUGGAGUUCGACGAAGGGUUUGGCAUCAUAAUUGGUUGUCGCGUUCAUGACAUGGUGCUUGAUCUCAUCCGUGACAUAUCAAACAAAGAAAAUUUUGUCACUGUCUCAUAUGAUGAUGGUAGAAGAGGCACAACGUCGUCAUCGUCACGAAACGUGGUGCGUCGGCUAGCUCACCAAAAUAGAAGAAUGACAGAGGACAAUCCUGUGGAGGGCAGCAUGACACAUCUAAGGUCACUGGUUGCUUGUGGGUGUGAUAUGGAUGGUUGGGUCAUGCACUCGAGCUCUACGCUGCUAUUGCGUGUGCUAGCUUUAGAGCAAUGCUGCACACCACCAUCUAUGGACAUUGGUCAUCUUGGAAAACUGCUUCAUCUCAGAUACCUUGGGCUACGUGGUACUCUCGUAGACAAGCUCCCAGACGAAAUAGGAUCCCUCAAGCUUCUGCAAGCACUGGAUUUACUAGGCACCGGAAUAUCACGACUUCCACGGACCGUUUGCCUACUAACGCAGCUGAAGUACCUAUACGGUGAUGCAUGCACGAUAGUGCCCAAUGGUUUCCUCGGGAAGGUGACGUCACUGGAAGAGUUGCAUAUACAUCCUCCUAGCGAAGGUGACGAGUACAACCAACAACAGUUUAUGCAGGAUUUGGGCACCCACCAGGGAGAAAUUAGGGUGCUCGAUUUGAUGAGGUUCAGAGAUGAGUUUGACGAUCUGAGCAUGGAGUCUGGUCUAGUGCAGGCCCUAGGAAGUCUGCACAAGCUGCAGACCCUACUAGUGAGCAGUGAUUACACGAAGCAACAAGUCGCACAGUACAGCUGGGACACGGCGGCCCUUCCGCGGUGUCUCCGGAUCUUGGUCUUCGUUGACCUCAGGUUCCAUCAUGUACCAUCGUCCAUCAAUCCCGCGAGCCUCCCCAACCUCUCACGACUGGAAUUGUCUGUGGGUCAUCUAGACGAGGCAAGUCUGAGAGCCUUGGGUGGGUUGCCAGGGCUCACCUACCUCACACUAACGGCGGCUGAUUGGCUGAAGAGCUCAUGCAAGGCUUCGGUAGUUGAUGUCGUUGUCGCUGAUGGCUUCUUCCUCAAGUUGAGAUCCCUCAGGCUGUAUGGCUGGAUGCUCCAGUUGGUGCCCAGCGAGGACUCGACUAGUGUUUCGUUCAACAUCUGGAAAGGAGAUGAGGACGUUGUGGCCCUUGGUUUCUGCAGAACAAGUGUAGCAGCACCUAUGACCUCCUCUAUCAUCAUGCCAGACCUCAUAGACCUGUGGUUCUAUGUCCCUGUUAGAGCCUUGUGUAAGAGUAGAAAUGGAAGCAUCUGUGACAGCCUCGGCUGGGAGUGCCUCCCUUCGCUACACAAAAUCGAUGCAGUUGUCGACAGUAAGGGCGCCUAUAUCGGCGAUGUGAAGAAGGUCGAGGCUGAGAUGAGGCAGGCAGCAAAACUGCAUCCCAACCAACCCAUAAUUAAUAUUCUACUACUCAAUCAAUAUAUUUGAUGCAACACGAACCAUUAAUCAGGUGCCUAUCUCUGUAUUUGAGAACUAGUCAUGGUUCAUUAGACAAUAAUGCAACUGAUUUUAGGCGUGCCUGCCUGUUGAAUAUAAAUCAGGUUCGUCUCUAGCUUGUGCAGCCUAGUUUUACUCAAACACGCUGACACCAUUGAUACAUAGAUAAAGAUACUGAUGACUGGUUUCUUGGAACAGUCUCCUAUAUAGAAGCUGUGAGCAUACCAGGCACUCAGCCAGCACAAAACUAGUUUUACUCAAACACGCUGAUUGUUGUUUCGUUUAGCUUUUGGUGAGUCCAUCGCGGGUGUAUAAAUAAUACCUGUUAAACAUAGAAGUAAAUUACCUGUACAUGGAAUGCCUGCAUGCACUCCUUCCUUAGAUAGCUAGACCGCAUUCCUGUAAUCUCGUGCAUACUUUAUUUCCUACGAUAGCUAGACUGCCUGCCAGAUAUGCAGACAUGUAAUUCUCCCUGUACAUUGCCUAUAUAAAGGAAUAGCACAGCCCUGAGAAGCAAGGCAUUACUCCUAACCAAACAUGGUAACAGAGCCAAGGUUUUAAUGUCCACAAUACCUUCUUCUCCCACAAAUUCCUCCACCACCACGUCCUCCUCCACCAUGGCGAAUUCAUCUUCUGCUCCUCACAUUCCAAUUCAUCAAGUCGUCACCAUUCGUCUCACCAAAACCGGCACCAGCACAACAGAUUGCCUCAUCUACCGAUGCAAAUGCCAGGGUCAUCCCCAACCCAGUAUAUGAGCGGUGGUUCAAUCAGGAUCAACAGAUCCUGAGCGGACUCCUUUCUUCAAUGACUGAAGAUGUUCUCGAUGACAUAAUAACUGCGUCCUUCUCUAAAGAAGCCUAGGAUAUCCUCAAUAGCAUGUAUUCUUCUGCCUCACGGCUCGCAUUGUUCAGAUCCGGAUGGAUCUCGCUACUAUCAAGAAGCGGGAUCUCUCUGCUGCUGAUUAUUUUCGCAAGAUAAAGAGCUAUGCAUCUGAUCUGGCGGCUGCUGCUGCACCUCUCCGUGAAGAUGAAAAAGUGGCCUAUCUUCUUGCCGGUCUUGGACCAGAAUACGACUCAUUCGUCACAGCUAUGACUACUAAGAGUGAGGCUCUAACUUUUGAUGAUAUUUAUGCUCAUUUUCUGUCGUAUGAAGCUCGUCAGCUCCAACAUCAAGCGGAUACGCGUCUCAACGUUGGCACUAUGGCCAACUAUGCUGGGCGAGGAGGCUCUCAACAUCGUGGUCGCGGUCGUGGUAAGUCACGUGGCCGGAGUUCUUUUCAUGGACCCGGACGUACUGGUCCUACUACCCGCGACCCCUGUCAGAUUUGUGGCAAGUUGGGUCACACGGCCCUCAAAUGCUGGCAUCGCAUGGACAAAUCUUAUCAACACGACUCUCCAUCAGCUGCAGUUGCUGCAACAUCUUCUUAUCAUGUCGAUCCUAACUGGUAUAGUGACACCGGAGCAACUGAUCACAUAACCAGUGAGUUGGAUCGUCUCGCCGUGAGGGAGCCAUAUCGUGGCAAUGACACCGUGCAAGUCGGCAAUGGCGCAUGUUUGCAAAUUAAGCAUCUUGGUUCUUGUUCCAUUAACACUGAUACUCGCCCUCUUGCAUUAAAUAAUGUUCUUCAUGUCCCUCAAAUAUCUAAACAUCUUUUAUCUGUUCAUAAGUUAACCCGUGAUAAUGAUGUUUUAUUUGAAUUUCAUCCCUCCCAUUUUUUCAUCAAGGAUCGUGCCACUCAGAAUCUUCUUCUGGAAGGAAAAUGUGAAUCCGGCCUCUAUCCCAUCAAGCCUGCUGAUCUUGCGUCUGUUAAACAAGCACAUCUGAGCUUCUCGGCGCGUCCUUCACAAUGGCAUGCUCGGUUUGGUCACCCCUCAGUCCAAGUUGUGUGGUCCAUUUUAAGUCUCCAUCGUCUCCCAUGCCGUGAAGAAACUAGUUUGUCUACUGUCUGUAAUGCAUGUCAAUUAGCCAAAAGUCAUCAAUUACCAUAUCAUAGUUCUACUUUUCAUGCUACAUCACCUCUUGAACUCAUAUAUUCUGAUGUCUGGGGUCCUGCACCAGUGUCUAUUGGUGGAUACAAAUAUUAUAUUAGUUUUAUUAGUGCAUUUAGUAAAUUCAUAUGGAUUUAUCUCAUGCAUGAUAGGACUGAUGCUCAGCUCAUUUUCUUACAAUUUCAGGCUCAUGUCGAGCGUCUUCUUAAUAAAAACAUUAAGUGUGUUCAGUCCGACUAGGGCGGCGAAUAUCAAAAACUUCAUAAUCGUUUCUUCACUUCCUUGGUAUUGGACAUCGUGUAUCCUGUCCACACACUCACCAACAAAAUGGGUCAGCAGAACGCAAACAUCGCCACAUUGUUGAAACAGGCCUCGCUCUUUUAGCACAUGCUGCCAUGCCCCUCAAAUUCUGGGAUGAGGCCUUUACCACAGCCACAUAUCUUAUAAACAGACUUCCUACUAGGGUCAUUGAUAACUUGUCGCCUCUACAACGUUUAUUCCAAACACCACCCAAUUAUUCCUUGCUCAAGAUUUUUGGUUGUGCCUGCUGGCCUCACUUACGUCCCUACAAUCGCCACAAAUUAUCCUUUCGUUCUAAACCAUGUGUCUUCAUUGGGUAUAGUUCACUUCAUAAGGGCUAUAAAUGUUUAGAUAUGGAUUCAGGUCGAGUCUAUAUUUCCCGGGACGUAGUUUUUGACGAGGCUCUAUUUCCUUUUUCUACUCCUUCAUCCCCCGUUGC